Molecule: messenger RNA, 940 nt
Organism: Nilaparvata lugens (brown planthopper)
Lineage: Eukaryota; Metazoa; Arthropoda; Insecta; Hemiptera; Delphacidae
Product: luc7-like protein 3
Exons: 4
Biological process (GO): mRNA splice site recognition
Cellular component (GO): U2-type prespliceosome; U1 snRNP
Molecular function (GO): mRNA binding
Source: RefSeq, a predicted model, not a curated record
UUGAUUUGGAUGGCCAGUCGUUUAUCAAGGUUUGACGAAAUGCAAAUCGUGCUAGUUUUCUUUGCAUUUUUCCUUCAUUUCUUGAACAAAUUCUAAUUAGCUCAACUAUAACAAUUAUUUUAUUCUUUAUUCGAGAAAGUUAGUGUUAAAAAGCACUCGGGACAUUGAUUAUUGGCAAUUUUAUUGGGAAAGACAUAGUAUAUCUAAUUUUGUUGAAAUGGCGGUCUCGGCGGCGGCUGCUCUUCUGGAUGAAUUGAUGGGAAGAAAUAGAAAUGUAGCGCCUACAGAAAAAGCCAAACCAAUUAAUUGGGAAGAUCCUGAAUUCUGCAAGUUCUUCUUGGUGAAAUUCUGUCCUCAUGACCUCUUCGUGAAUACAAGAGCCGAUUUAGGAGCUUGCUCGAAAGUACACGAUGACGAAGCCAAGGCGUUGUUUGACAAGUCGACCAGCUACAAGAAGGCACAUUACGAGGACGAAUUCAUUCACUUUGCGCAGGGUAUGCUCAGCGAGGUGGAGAGGAAGAUAGCAAAGGGAAAGCAACGAUUAGCAUUAAUAGGCAAAAAUGAUCCACAAAGCUCAUUAACUCCAGCACAAACUCAAAGGAACGUCGAACAAAUAGCGUUGCUCUCAGAUAAAAUCAAUAAUUUAGUGAGUGAGGCAGAACAAAUGGGAAUCCAGGGCAAUGUGGAGCAGGCUCAAGGACUGAUGAAGCUCUGUGAUCAGUUGAAAGAGGAGAGAGAAACACUUCGCAAACAGAAUGAUAACAGUCAUUGGUCUCAGACUGCAGAACUUGCUGCAGCCCAAGAGAAACAAAUGGAGGUUUGCGAGGUGUGUGGUGCUUUCCUCAUCGUGGGAGAUGCCCAAUCUCGUAUUGACGACCACCUCAUGGGAAAGCAACAUGUUGGUUAUGCCAAACUACGUGCUGCUCUCGACGAAAUUGUU